Messenger RNA from Sarcophilus harrisii (Tasmanian devil), 7620 nucleotides. RefSeq names its product sushi domain containing 6 (gene SUSD6). Lineage: Eukaryota; Metazoa; Chordata; Mammalia; Dasyuromorphia; Dasyuridae. The coding region runs from base 2701 to 3522 and encodes 273 amino acids. The record is from RefSeq and is a predicted model, not a curated record. The transcript has 5 exons.
CAAUAGAUCCUCAGACUUCUUUUUGAAUUAAGGUUAGAAUAUCCUUUUAAAAUUUUGAAUAAUUUUGUCAAUUUAAUGUAUUCCCAAAUUCAAAUAUAGUUUAAUCCAAUUAGUCCAAUUAGUAUGUUUCAACAAUUUUUGAUAAUCAUUUAAAGUAACUAAAUUAUUCCUUCUAAUUUCUAUUUUAAAAGUGACCUAGAAUCUGCAAUAGAUUGCAUCCAUAAUGCCUCUUUUCCUGUACCUCCAUAAUCUAUCUUCACUACUUUUUAAAAAUUUAACUUAAUUUUAUACUUUUCCUAUUUUUUGGUAAAGUAUUAUUAAUAACUGUGCGGCGAGGAGUGGCAUUGCAAAGAAUACAUAUUUUUCCAAAAAAUCAGAAUCUGAUACUCCAGGCAUAACCUUAAAUCCUAGCAGUGCCUGUGAACUGCAUCCUAAAACGAGACCUAGCAUACCAGAAGGAAGAGUACCUGAGUGGGUCUCCAGUGGGGAGAGAACAUAUUCCCAUAUUGUCAAUAAUGGGGUAUGACAAAGAGGUGGACAAACAGCACUUCCAGGGGUAAUUUGCAUUAAAUCUUGUACUGUCAAUAAGUUGGAUUUAAGGUAUUGUUUGCAGGCAGCUUGAGGGGGGAAUAAGGGAAAGUGAAGGUCCCUUUUAAUAGUUUCUGGAAAUCAACCUAUCAUUCUGAGAGAGAUAUUCAGAAGCCCAAUCUUUGCCCUUCCUGAAUUUUGUACUUAAAGUCAAAGGUUUAUCUGAUGAAUCGCAGUGAAGUGCAACCUUUUGAAUAAUACAGUUUUUUCUUAUAUGAGCCAACUGUCCACAGUUAUACCAUCUACAAGAAUUUGAAAAUGUUUUAAAUCAUAAAUUUUCCUGACUUAGUGCAGCAGCCAUUAUUGCUGCUUGAAAACUAGAAGUCCCAAUAUUUUGACACCUUUGAAUCAUUUCUACUAAAGAUAUUUUUGAUUUCCCCCCAGCUAAUGUUUUCUUACAAUUGGCAUUAGGAUUUUCAAAGGCAAGUUGUUUCAAUAAAAUUUAAGCUGCCUCCCCAUGCUGAUUGAAGGCUGGAUUGCCAUCAUUAAGCAAUUGACAAAGUCAGCAAGUCUUAUUAGAUCCUUGCUACUUGAUUGAUUUUCCCUUAUUCCGAUUCAAUAUCAACUGGACAAGGAUCAGUCUUAUAAAUUUUCAUAUAUAUAUAUAUAUAUAUACUCCAUGUACAUUUUCUUAUUUGAGUAUCCCAACAAUCUACUGCUACACGUAUCAAUAUUCCCAUUUCACAGAUGAGGUUAAAUAGCUUGUCUUUCUAUUGUCAUACAGCUAGUUAGUGUAGUAGGAAACAUUCAGACCCCAGUCUGAUGCCAAUUGGGUCCAGCACCAUCUAUUAUGCCGUUAUGUUCUUUGAGUACUUUAUGUGGUGACUGCCACUUCAUUGCACUUUUUCUGCAUAUUAUUCAUGUUUAUGUUCAUUUCUCUGUUCCCUUCCUUUACCCUCAUAGAGUAUACUUAACUCAGUGUUUUAAGCCAUCAGCUGGACUUGUAAAAAGCCACGUUGCCUUGAAAGCCUCUGUUUGAGGUAGGUAGACAGAUUAAAAAAUGUAUUUUAAACUUUCAACUAGGCUUCAUCAGAAACCUGAGGUUAUCUAGAGAGUAUAUAACUGGUAGAGUCUGGAUUUUGUGUGCAUUGUACAGGAUGGAGCAGGAUGGGCUGGAGAGGGAAAAACUGAAAGCAAGGAGAAUGAUGCAGUAGUCCAGAGAGGAGAUGGUGAAGACCUCAACUAAGGUAGUGACUGAGUGAGCAGAAAGGAUAUCUUUAAUAUAAACAACACAAUUAAAUUCACUUAAGGAAAUGAGAAAAAUAUCUUUAACUGUGAAAAUGCUACUGAACUUUUGCUAUGCUUGGUUGGCCCCAGUUUGUAGAUGAUAGGCACACAGUCUUUUUUGCUUUUCCAAUCUGUUAAUUAAGAGAAUCUAACUGGCACCAGCUGGGCAAGGCUGGCUUUGUGGAAGAUUGCAAUUAGAUGCUUCAUUUUCUAUUUUCUUUUCCCCUUUCAACUUUGAAAUGAUAAUGAGUAGGGGUUUUUACUCUAUUUAGCAUAGUUUGAUGUACCUAAUUAUGUAAUCAUAUAGUUAUACUCAUCUAUGUGUAUACACACAGCAUAGCCUUUUAUGUUUUAUGAAUGUCAACUCCUUUUAUAGUCCAUAGCAGUUCUAGCCUCCUUUUUACUCUGUAAUUUAAUUAGACUGUAUUGGAUUAAAGUGUAAGGUAGAAAGGAGGAGGAAGCAACAGAUAAUUGCUUAAGAUAACAGAUAAUAACAAAAGAUAUUUUGUGCUCUUUUAUUUAUGCCACCAUUUUUUGCUUCCUUCCUCUCUUCACUUGCUCCCCCAAAGGCAUAUUUUGCCAAUAAUCUUCCAAAGUCAGAAUAAACUAAAUAAAAUUGUGUUUCAUUAUAUUGUACUUUUCUGUUAAUUUAAAACUCUAAUUACAGAUUUCCUAAAAAUGCUUUUAACAUUUUUCCCUUUACCCCAGGUUCUAGGAAAGCAGUGAAAUUGGGAUUCAAUGUGCAUGCACAAUAGUAGCCAUUAUUUUUCUGAUGUUUACCUCCUGCAGUGAGCUUCUUUAACCCCAGCUGCUGGAACUGGGACCUGGUAGCAGCUGCAUUCUAGGAUUCAAACCUCUGAGGGAUAGGGCCAUCUGCUUCCUUGUAUGAGAAGAAACUUGAAAAAGAAUAUCAAAGAAGUGUGUCCUCGACCACCAGCACCAGAAAAUGGUGGCUUCAUCUGCCACCCAACCCCCUGUAAAGAUCCCUUGGCAGCAGGCAGUGUCAUUGAGUAUCUAUGUGAUGAAGGCUACAUGCUGAAAGGAGAUUACAAAUACUUGACAUGUAAAGAUGGGGAAUGGAACCCAGCUAUGGAGAUCAGCUGCCAUCACAGCCAAGACAAAGACCUUCACACAACGAUUGGUGUGCCCACCCUGUCAAUAGUGGCCUCCACCGCAAGUUCAGUAGCACUCAUUCUUCUUCUAGUUGUGCUCUUUGUUCUGCUGCAGCCAAAAUUGAAGUCCUUCCAUCAUAGCAGGCGUGACCAAGGAGUAUCUGGUGACCAGAUCUCCAUCAUGGUGGAUGGCGUUCAGGUAGCCUUACCGUCAUAUGAAGAAGCAGUGUAUGGCAGCUCUGGGAAUUCUGUGCUGCCUUCUAAUUCCCGAAUACAAAUUGUUCUGUCUGAAGGGGCUGAUCCAAGCAGUGCAAGGGAGGUGCAGCAGCAAGACCAAGGAGGCCACAUCUGCUCUUCCUCAGGGGCAGAGGAUGAUUCCCCGGGACACUCUGGCCUGGGUGAUGUCCUAAGUGCUCAGCGCUCAGAGACUGUAAUGGUGCACCAGGCUACCACUUCUUCCUGGGUGGCCGGCACAGGAAACGGCCAUCCUGCACACAAAGAUGCCCCAGACUCAGAAAACAGUGAUAUACAAAGCCUUUUAUCUCUCACUUCUGAGGAAUAUACAGAUGAUAUUCCAUUGUUGAAAGAAGCAUGAAGUUUGCUGCUGCUGUCUUCAUGUGGCCUCCUUCCCUCUUAUAUUGUUCCUGUCUGCUCCCUCUUCAUUUCCCCUUGGGUUCUGAGCACUCUGUGCAGCCUCCAUCCUUCAUUUUACACCCGUCUGCCCUGGUGAUUAGAGCAGCUCCCCAAGGUCUCUCCUGGCCAAACAUCCAAAGGAAACCUUGUUGGGCAGCCAACAGGGCUGGUCCCAUACUUGGCCUCUCCUGCCUCUCUUUGUCUGAAACUUAUUUGAGUGAGCUGAGAUUGGGCCCUUCCUUUCUCCCCCACAACCUCCAUGGGCCUCUUCAGCCCUCCCCUCAGCCAGCUGUUUAGCAUCGGCCCCCACAGGCCAUAGCGCGGCUGUCUUUACUUGUGCCUUCCCCCAGCCCCCCAGGCCGUUGGCUCAACACUGGCCUGAGUGGUUGCGCUGUUGCUGCUGCUAUUGCUGCACAGGAUGCAAAAGGUCUUUGGGGUCAGUGCCCCCCUCCAUUACUGUUGGCAGCAGUAAGCCCAAGGUUGAGAGUAUGCUGGUGAGGAAAGGCUUCAGGGUAGAGGCAGCUAUUAUGGGGGGAUUGGAGAUGAAGAAGAGGUGUAUUAACCCCCCCAGUGGCUGCCUUAUGAAGAGUAGCUGUAUACUUGGAUAACAUAUUUGUGACUUCUUUAACUAUUUAAUAGAGGGAUUAUUGAGAAUCAUGCCAGUUUUCAGCAAUUCUGUGUUGAUCAGUCCAGGGGCCAGGAAUAUUGACCCCUCUUUAAUUGACAUUUUUAGGGGCAUACAUGGGAAAGAGCUAAAAGGGGAGGACAUGGACACAGCAACUCUUAUCUUUCUAAUAUGCAAGACCCCACUUACUGGUCCUGGCUUUCUCAGCCAUGACUUUUAUCUCUCCCCCAUUCCCUAGAGUCUAAAGGAAAGCAACAUGUGGCCUCCUGGGUUCAUUUUCCUUUUCCCAGGCCCCUGUGGCAGAGUUCCAUCAUCUAUAGAAAGGAAGAGAAGUCAGAAACCAUCUAGUAUCCAUCAUCAUUCCCUCCCCUGCACAUGCUGUUUUCCCAGGCUUGCAACUAGCAUUUUGGGCAAGUUGCAUCUUUCUGGGUAUGUGGUGAUAUUAUGGAGCUGGAGGAACUCGUGUGCCCUCCCCUCUCCCAGACACAGUGCCUUGGGUGUGGCUGUAGGCAGCCUGAACCCUGGGUCCUGAGCAUUCCUGUCAACACAGUCACGUGCCUUAGUAACUGUCCCCAAGAAGCACCCUGCUACUUAGUGCUGCUGCUUUUCCCACUUGACCCUUUCCUCUCCUUCCCCCACCCUCCUCUCUUUCCCCUUUGUCACAGCGGACAAAUGACUUUCUUGUCUUCCUUGGAGCUCAGGAAGAAGGGCUAAGAAAGAGCCUGAGCUACCACCCUCACUCCAGUAGCCAGACUGCCUUGUUGUGGGUGAAUACUCUGCUACUGAGGCAAUUAGGUUGAGGGAGAGGGUGAGAAGGGUACUCUAGAAAAGCCAUGUGUGUUUGGGGUGCAGAUACCAUUCUCCAGAGCCAUUGGUUUCCUAGAGGAAAGACCAGAGUCCAGGCAUUUAGACUGUUUAUAGCUUGCAUGACCUCCCAUAGACAGCUUCCAUGAUGCUGUGCUUCCAAGCAAUUUAAUGACACACUUCAUUUGAUCAUUGUGAGACCUCAGAAAGACAUUGGAUAAAAGGUUGAUACCUUGGGAAUAAUCUAGAAGCGCUGGGCAAAAGACUUGGAAGAUAACCAUCUUUUAUUAUUCUCCCCUAGAUUACUUGUCAAGAUGAUAGUAAUAACUUCCAACUAUUAUGUAACCUGCUCAGCAAAGCCUUUGGGGACUACCUCUAGCUGUCUUAGACAAUGGGAAUAACCACAAAGAACAACUAGAAAGAGAAGCUUCUAUCAACCAUCAGUAUGGCUGCCUCUCCCCUUAAACAACCUUACACAUGCUUAUAUGCUGCACUUUAUUGCAUUGUCAUCCCCUUGUUUAAGCAACAAGAAGCAGUUUUGUUUCCUCAUAGAGUUAAUAGUAGCUGACAUUUAUAUGACGCUUUAAGGUUUGCAAAGCGCUUUGUAAGUGAAGUGCCUGUAUUGCCCCAUUUACUUUCUUCUCCUUUGUCCCCCACCACCAUACCCACGUAACUUUUACCCAAAGCCAUGUGAGUUGCUGGAAAAUUGGGGAGAGGCCCUGUAAGGAGAGUCCCAUACCAGGCACUGCUGCUUCAAAGAUGAAAUUAAAGCCAGGAGAAGGCUUCCUGCCAUGAAGUAGAAUGGAUAUCAAGUGAACCCCUGUCUCCACAGUCACUUUUAUUAUCUAGAAUUGCAGACAGCUUCUGGUUCCCGGGAAGAAGGGAAGGAGAGUCCUUCAUGAUCACUGCUGAGUGGUCACAAGUAGAGUGAGCCCAAAUCCUUCCUUUCAGUCUUCCUAAAAUGAUGAAAAAUAAAAACAGUUGAGGGAGAAAUAAUCCUGCCUUCCUGCCAAGCCUUCAGCUUGUUUGAAUAUCUGCAUGUACCUCUGGCUCAGGAUGCCAGAAAUAAAGAAAAGUUUUUGUCUUGUUUUUUCGUUAGAGUGAUCUUCUCAGAGAACACAAUCCAGGACCCUGUCUUACCACAGAUCAUUUGGACUUUUUGCUGGCCCUUUAAAAAAGGAAAAGAGAAGCUUCCCCAUUUCUGGAUCUUCUUUCCACUGGUCUUGCUUAGACACACUAGCCUACCCAGGCAUUUGACUGCCUGCCCAGACAUGUUGCCACGUUAGGAGGAAAAAGGAAAAAAUGAUGAGGAAAAUAAAUGCAGGAGUCCUUUCCCCCCAUCUGCUUUGGAUACCAGAAUAUAAAAUAACGGCAGGGUUGUUGAGAACUCUGUAUUGGAUUAAAUUAGAUGACUUUUGUUAAACAGCCCAUUUUGUACUGCUGGAGUUGGGGUUACAUGUUAGCUGCUAAUAACCAGAACAACUUCAAAUAGAGUAAUUCCCUCCCUCCCCCAAAACAAUUUUUUAAUGAAUCCUUAGGAAAACACCCUGCAUUUACCUCCUCAGUACUGUUUCUAGGGCUCAGAGGCUUUACUUUGACAACUGCAAAGGGAUUCAGGGAGUUUCACAGCUGCUUUGAGGUGGGUCCUGGCUCAGAGACAAAGACAUGCUUUAUUGGAUAGAGCAACUAGGCUGAUUGUUGGUGGUCCCUAGGAAAAAAGUGUACCUAAGGGAGCUUCUUUGGAUGGGAAUGAGACAAACUACGUGGCAAAACACAAACCACCGUAGGUGAACUAAGCAAAAAGCAUUUGUCAGCUUUUUAGGUUUUAGGAAGAUAAUGAACAGCGCCAAAGGACUAAGUUUUUGAAUUUUCCUUUUUUUUUUUUUUUUUUGCACAGAAAUAUUCUGUCUGCCUCAGUGCAAGUUUAUAUCCUGUUGACUUGCACCAUCAUAAUUACUUCAAAGAGAACCAGUGUACAGUGAAAACUUUUAAAGUAAUACCUGUUCUUUGCAAUGCCUUAGUUUAAUAUUUUGCCAUCUCUGCAGUUUGUUUACUUUUCCACCUUCCAUUGCACCUGGUGUAAACUUGACCACUUUGGUUCUGUGCUGUCCAUUCUCCUUAGUUCUGAAUUGAGAUUCCAGCAUUGCCCAGGAAAACUUCUAAUUGUACUGCCUACUAAGUAGAUUUUAUUAGAUAUAGCAUCUCACUGUACAUUCUAUAAAUCUAAUGUUUAAAAACAAAAUCUAAAUAUCCUUUCCUGCUUUCAUACUUUCAAUUUACCUGUCUCCUUCCUACUAAUGAGAAGCUACCUAGCAAGACAAAGGUAUAGUUUUCCUGCUUUCAUUCCCAGAAACAUGAGAGUAGUGAUGCAGUCAUCCUUUUCCUGUAUCCUAGCUUAAUUUUCAAGUUCUUUGCUUGCAUACCUCUGCUUCCUCCAUUUUUACGGGAGCAUGUGAGCACAGAGAAUGGAAUUUGCCAUAAAUAUGGCUUGGCUUGGCUUGGCUUGGCUUAAAAAAAGAAAAAUACAGGCUCUAUAGUUAGGUUCCGACCCCGAUGUGGGUCGGAGAUGGCAAAACUGCCUUUCCCACAGGGACCAUUUGGCUUCUUUUCAUUGCCUAUUGGCUGGAAAGG